Molecule: messenger RNA, 2034 nt
Organism: Brugia malayi
Lineage: Eukaryota; Metazoa; Nematoda; Chromadorea; Rhabditida; Onchocercidae
Exons: 2
Coding region: 1-2034 (677 amino acids)
Source: RefSeq, a predicted model, not a curated record
AUGGACGGACAUUGGAAAGGGGAGGCGGGUGAAGGCAUGCGGGCGUUUCUCAGGGGAGCAGGGAUGCGCUUAGGCUUAGGCUUAGGCUUAGGCUUAGGCUUAGGCUUAGGCUUAGGCUUAGGCUUAGGCUUAGGCUUAGGCUUAGGCUUAGGCUUAGGCUUAGGCUUAGGCUUAGGCUUAGGCUUAGGCUUAGGCUUAGGCUUAGGCUUAGGCUUAGGCUUAGGCUUAGGCUUAGGCUUAGGCUUAGGCUUAGGCUUAGGCUUAGGCUUAGGCUUAGGCUUAGGCUUAGGCUUAGGCUUAGGCUUAGGCUUAGGCUUAGGCUUAGGCUUAGGCUUAGGCUUAGGCUUAGGCUUAGGCUUAGGCUUAGGCUUAGGCUUAGGCUUAGGCUUAGGCUUAGGCUUAGGCUUAGGCUUAGGCUUAGGCUUAGGCUUAGGCUUAGGCUUAGGCUUAGGCUUAGGCUUAGGCUUAGGCUUAGGCUUAGGCUUAGGCUUAGGCUUAGGCUUAGGCUUAGGCUUAGGCUUAGGCUUAGGCUUAGGCUUAGGCUUAGGCUUAGGCUUAGGCUUAGGCUUAGGCUUAGGCUUAGGCUUAGGCUUAGGCUUAGGCUUAGGCUUAGGCUUAGGCUUAGGCUUAGGCUUAGGCUUAGGCUUAGGCUUAGGCUUAGGCUUAGGCUUAGGCUUAGGCUUAGGCUUAGGCUUAGGCUUAGGCUUAGGCUUAGGCUUAGGCUUAGGCUUAGGCUUAGGCUUAGGCUUAGGCUUAGGCUUAGGCUUAGGCUUAGGCUUAGGCUUAGGCUUAGGCUUAGGCUUAGGCUUAGGCUUAGGCUUAGGCUUAGGCUUAGGCUUAGGCUUAGGCUUAGGCUUAGGCUUAGGCUUAGGCUUAGGCUUAGGCUUAGGCUUAGGCUUAGGCUUAGGCUUAGGCUUAGGCUUAGGCUUAGGCUUAGGCUUAGGCUUAGGCUUAGGCUUAGGCUUAGGCUUAGGCUUAGGCUUAGGCUUAGGCUUAGGCUUAGGCUUAGGCUUAGGCUUAGGCUUAGGCUUAGGCUUAGGCUUAGGCUUAGGCUUAGGCUUAGGCUUAGGCUUAGGCUUAGGCUUAGGCUUAGGCUUAGGCUUAGGCUUAGGCUUAGGCUUAGGCUUAGGCUUAGGCUUAGGCUUAGGCUUAGGCUUAGGCUUAGGCUUAGGCUUAGGCUUAGGCUUAGGCUUAGGCUUAGGCUUAGGCUUAGGCUUAGGCUUAGGCUUAGGCUUAGGCUUAGGCUUAGGCUUAGGCUUAGGCUUAGGCUUAGGCUUAGGCUUAGGCUUAGGCUUAGGCUUAGGCUUAGGCUUAGGCUUAGGCUUAGGCUUAGGCUUAGGCUUAGGCUUAGGCUUAGGCUUAGGCUUAGGCUUAGGCUUAGGCUUAGGCUUAGGCUUAGGCUUAGGCUUAGGCUUAGGCUUAGGCUUAGGCUUAGGCUUAGGCUUAGCCUUAGGCUUAGGCUUAGGCUUAGGCUUAGGCUUAGGCUUAGGCUUAGGCUUAGGCUUAGGCUUAGGCUUAGGCUUAGGCUUAGGCUUAGGCUUAGGCUUAGGCUUAGGCUUAGGCUUAGGCUUAGGCUUAGGCUUAGGCUUAGGCUUAGGCUUAGGCUUAGGCUUAGGCUUAGGCUUAGGCUUAGGCUUAGGCUUAGGCUUAGGCUUAGGCUUAGGCUUAGGCUUAGGCUUAGGCUUAGGCUUAGGCUUAGGCUUAGGCUUAGGCUUAGGCUUAGGCUUAGGCUUAGGCUUAGGCUUAGGCUUAGGCUUAGGCUUAGGCUUAGGCUUAGGCUUAGGCUUAGGCUUAGGCUUAGGCUUAGGCUUAGGCUUAGGCUUAGGCUUAGGCUUAGGCUUAGGCUUAGGCUUAGGCUUAGGCUUAGGCUUAGGCUUAGGCUUAGGCUUAGGCUUAGGCUUAGGCUUAGGCUUAGGCUUAGGCUUAGGCUUAGGCUUAGGCUUAGGCUUAGGCUUAGGCUUAGGCUUAGGCUUAGGCUUAGGCUUAGGCUUAGGCUUAGGCUUAGGCUUAGGCUUAGGCUUAGGCUUAGCUUAG